AUGGCUGGGAGGCCCACCACUUGUCCCGGAAUGGUGGGCAGGCCCAUCACAGUUCCCAGGACGGCGGUGAGGGCAGGCCUGCCACUGGUCCCAGGUCUAUGGGCAGUCCUGCCACAGGUCCCUAGACUGCAUGGAGGCCCGCCACGGCUGCCAGGACGACAGGGAGGCCUGCUACGGGUCCUGGGACGGCAGGCAGGCCCACCACAGGUCCUAGGACGCCUGGGAGGCACAUCACGGAUUCCAGGACUGUGGGGAGGCCUUCCCGGCUCCCGGGACGGCAGGGAGGCUCGCCAUAGGUCCCGGGACGGUGGACAGACCUGCCAUGAAUCCCGGGAUGGCAGGCAGGCCCGCCACGUAUCUUGGGACGGCGGGCUUGUCCACCACAGGUGCCAGGACAGCGGGCAGGCCCUCCCUGGGUCCCGGGACAGCGGGCAGUUCUAA
Macrobrachium nipponense is the source of this 441-nucleotide messenger RNA. RefSeq names its product LWamide neuropeptides-like. The transcript has a single exon. The record is from RefSeq and is a predicted model, not a curated record. Bases 1 to 441 code for a protein of 146 amino acids. Lineage: Eukaryota; Metazoa; Arthropoda; Malacostraca; Decapoda; Palaemonidae.